AAAUUUUACGAUCCGUCGUUUACCCAGAGAUAUGAGAGUCUUGGAGCGAUGAAACGUUUAUGAUCGAAGGACAAAAAAAAAAAAAAUCCUACUUUUCUCCCAAAACUUGACCUUGACCGCUUUGCUUAAGCACUACUGAAUUGUGUGUUUGUCUCUCUGGAGACAGUGAGAGAAAACAAGUAAGAAAUGGUGGUGAAGCGGAGCGAAGCGCAUUUGAGCAAGGAUUCAAAGGUGGAAGUUUGCAGCAACGAAGAGGGUUAUAGAGGUGCAUGGUUCCCUGCCAUAAUCCUUGACCCACAACCCUCAGAUCUCUCAGCGAAGAAGAAAAGGAAGAGCCUUGGCAACUCAAGCAAGGCUCUGGUGCAGUACGAGACUCUGGUCUUCGACGAUGACCCAAAAAAGCCACUCACUGAGCUCGUUGACGUGGGCUCCAUCCGGCCCGUGCCUCCUCCUGACAAUCCUGACCAGCCCUUCGAGCCCGCAGACGUCGUAGACUCCUUUUACCAAGAAGCUUGGUGGGUAGGGGUUGUGAUGAGGUUUAAGGAUGACAACUAUACGGUGGGUUUCAAAAACCCACCUGAUCUGCUUGAGUUAAGGCGCUCUGAGCUGCGGCCUCAUUGGGAUUUUCUGGACGGCGUAUGGAUUCGAGCCCGGAAGGAGAGGAUAGAGGAGACAAUUUUCAGCCAUGGGACAGCAGUGGAAAUAAAUCUCAACGAAGGCAAUCUAUUGUAUGCUUGGUUCCCAGCAAUUUAUCUUGGUGAACUAGGGGUUAACUCUUUCUUGCUUCAAUAUAAGAGCUCAAACAACCGUGAUGUUAAAGUGGUUGUAAAUGGCCAUCAGAUUCGGCCUCAGCCUCCGAAGUCUGGCAAAAGAGAUUUUAACUUGAUGGAAAUGGUGGAUGCAUUCUAUGAUAUGGGUUGGUGGGUCGGAGAGAUUACACAAAUUCUUACAGAAGAAAAGUAUAUGGUCCGUUCAAAAUUCACAAAGCAGGUAAAGGAAUGCAGUCCUUCAGAAUUGAGGCCUCAUGUGGAAUGGACGGAGAGAGGAUGGAUUACAAAGAUCAAUGGAACAUGGGUUGAUUGCUAUAAGGAAGCUCACUUUAGUGUGGAUUAUGAAGUACAAUCAAAGCGUGCAUGCGAGAGUUUCAGAAGCUCCGAGGUCGCUAAAGCACUUGAAAGUUCAGGUGCUACCAAGGAUAAUAAUGAAGAAAAAACAGCUUGUUCAAGGAUUUCAUGGAAGAAUCAGUUGGAGCACUUGAGUCCUUGCAUUGAUAAAUCACCAUAUGGAAAGACCAAAAAGAAACUAAAAAUUAAUCAGAAACCCAAUGAUGAUGCAACAAUUCUAUGUCUUUCCAAGAAUCCAGAAGACUUCUUAUCUUUUACACCAUCAUUUUCAAGGAGAACGCCAGCUAAAACAUCAAAAAGAGAAGCGCCAGUUAGAAAGGGUGCGAAGACUGAGCAACAACAGGUUGGAGAACCGGACAAUCAAGAAAUCAUUUCUUAUAAACAUAAAGUCAAGAAGGGCAGUGAAAUCGAAAAUGCUGAUGAAGAAGAUGUUGAAGAUGAGUAUGGACUGGACAACAUUGAAUCUUCUGGUAUAAGGUCAGAUUCUGAGCUAACAGGGGGAUCUCAUGCUGGAACAUCAUGUCUGCUCCCUGUAGAGGAGGUUGAAUGGAAUGAAGAUGGGGUGAGCAGUGAAAUAAAAGGGAAGGGAAAACUGCCUGAAUAUCUUGUUGAACACCGAAAAGAUCCAGCAACAGAUCAUACGAAUGAUAUAUUUGAAUUGCCUGUAAUAACAAUGUGGGAUUUGACAGGCGAGAAGCUUAGUGGAACUGGAGUUGUUGCUCAAGUUGAAUUGACUAAGACUCAAGUUGUCAAUGAUAAUGGUUUUGAAGAUGCAAGGAGGGUGGAAGCAGAAGCUGAAGAUACUGCAAUGGAUAUUGAGAAAAUAAUAGAGGGCUUAAGUAAUCCUGCAGGGUUUUCCAGCCAACAAAAUGAGGUCAGAGGAAGACAGGUUGAAACUGGUGUAACAGGUUCUGAAGAAACAAUGAGAGAGACAGAAACUCUGGAUUCCACAAUGGAUUACUUGACAAAAGAAGUUCAGGUGACCGUGACUGGAGUAUCUGCAACAGCGUCUGCCCAUGAUCAACCUUUAUCACUGUAUGUAGAUGAAAUGCAUUCUAUAAAAGCCAAAGAGUGCUCAAGUAACCCUGCUGGGACUGCCAAGCAACAAAAUGAGGUUGAGCAACAAGACAGUCCACAUUCGCCUUUUGUGAGAAGUUCUCCAUUUUGGAAAAGUAUUGAAUCCAUGGAAGUAUUCAAAAGAUUUCCGCAAAGGCCACAUUUUCAUCCUCUGAUGAAGUGUAAAGCGGUUUGUCGCGAAGGAUCCGCUCUUGGAAAUAUGAUAACCUUUGCCUCUUUGGUGGAGAAGACUUCCAAGUUGCAAGUUGGCGAUCCUAGAGACUUAUUUGAUAGCAAUUUGGAGGCACUAGUUGACUUGGAAAUGUUGGGAUUUGAUGUCACGGCAGUACGGCAUCGACUGAAGGAAUUGAUUGAAAUGAAAGUUAAGUUGGGUCAGCUUGAGAACCAAUCAAAAGAAGUUGACAUUCAGAUCACGGAGUGUACUUUUGACAGAGCCAGAAACAAUGAAACAAUCAGUCAGAUUGAUAAGGAGAUCAAGGACUUGAAGGAAAAACGGGGGACCCUGAUGUCAAUCGAUGUGGCCAAAGGUUCUGAAAUUAGCAAGCUGCAAUCAGAAGCAAAUGCUAUCACUGAAGGCAUUCAGAGCAUCCAUCGUGAUUUUGAGAAAUUAGCUGCUGCAGCAUGGUGAUUGUUGUGAUUCUGAUGGAUGACCCUUGAGAUUAGCACUCUUUUAGCUAACCCUUGAAUGGUUUGGAGCUAGGUUUGUCCAUGGAAACUGAUAUAUAAUAUUUAUACCCUUUUGAAUGUAAUGUAAUGAUGGAAGUGAUACCAAACUGUUGUAGUUUUUUGUAACAGAUAUCUGCCCUAGAAUGCUGGUAACAGUCAUCUGUACUACCAUAUCCUCCACCAGUAUUAGACUUAAUGCUACCCAAAAAAUACUUAUAGACCGGUUUACUGCCUAUAUCACUA
Messenger RNA from Prunus dulcis (almond), 3110 nucleotides. Its product is annotated as DUF724 domain-containing protein 3-like. NCBI's taxonomy places the organism in Eukaryota, Viridiplantae, Streptophyta, Magnoliopsida, Rosales, Rosaceae. Bases 187 to 2829 code for a protein of 880 amino acids. The transcript is spliced from 12 exons. The record is from RefSeq and is a predicted model, not a curated record.